This is a messenger RNA of Xyrauchen texanus (razorback sucker), 1734 nucleotides long. RefSeq lists its product as uncharacterized. Lineage: Eukaryota; Metazoa; Chordata; Actinopteri; Cypriniformes; Catostomidae. The record is from RefSeq and is a predicted model, not a curated record. The transcript has 4 exons. Bases 833 to 1510 code for a protein of 225 amino acids.
ACAUUGUUUUGCAUUGCUGCAAGUUAUCCAACAUUCCAACUUUAUUGGUUGAAAGUAAAAAUAAAGAUAUGUUAGCCUAACUUAAUGUAACGGAACAGUGAUUCUGCCUACUGUUUCGACUAAAAGCGUGGUAAUUAAUGACUGAAAAAGUAACCUAGUCGUUUAAAUAUCACAAUUUGUUUUCAAAGUAUAACGUUAUAGAUAAUGGCCUUUAAGAUACCAGCUAACUUAAUCGACUUUUGCCAAUUUUCCUGGCAUCGGCCUGCACCUCCACCCCACCCCCACCCCAAGCUAGCUAACGUUAGUCUGUUUUGCGCACGCCUGAAUGGUGUGAAAGUUAACAGAGGCUCCAUGUUAAGUAAUGUUAGCCACGCAGUUUCAAGUCGCAAUUCACGGUAACAUACAAUGAGGCACAACGGGAGAUGGCAAAAAGUUUUUCUCUGUCGGAGUAUGCAUUGAAGCCGGUUUCAGCACGUGCUGACAGAUUACACCGGCGAGCUACGUCUGAGGUCAGUAAAUUAGAGCAUGAUGUGGACUUGCGCUGCCAUAGAGAGGCAUCGUCCGUCUGUUUGCAACAACAGAUUUAACACUAUUAUGUUAGCAUUUCAUGCUCAGUAUAUCCUCAUUCUGUCAUGAACGUGUCUCCACAAAACAGAGUAAAUAACUAAUUUAGGCGAAGUCUGCAAAGAGUGUAAAAAAACCUCGAAAGGCAGAGGUAAACUACCUGCCCCCUUACCCGGCAGGAGAGGAUGAAGAAAGUCAAGAACAAGAGAGGAUUCAGUUGCUUACUGAAGUAAGAAAAAGGGACAACAACAAAUUGAUCAAAGAAAAAAUGGCCAAAACAUUUGCACACAGAAGAAACGAAAUCAUCAACCUAUCACCCAGCAUAGAGGACAUCAAAACCAGAUGGCCUGCCCUAUUUGAGCCAUCUCAAAUCCAGGAUGAGUUUAACAGAAUCACAAUGGUGCAUCUUGAAUCAAAGUUCAUGUCUAAGCUGGAUGAAUACACUCCGAGGCUUCUGAACAUCUUCCACUCCAAAGGUGGAACCAUGGGGUUGAGGUUGCAGGCCAUCCUACUCAAGGCUCCAAGCAACCCUAGCAUCAACAUGACCAGAGAUGUUGUCAUUCGGUGUUUGAUGGUGUAUCUUGGGGAAUCCACAGAUCACCUCUUAAAGGAGUAUGAUGACGCUGAUAAAGACAGUGUGUCACAGGACCUUGCUGUACAAAGGAUUAAAAUCUACAACAUCAAGCCUACUAUGCCAGAGGGUCCUGAUGACAUCGGUAUCGUAGUAGAGGGCGUGAAAGUUCUGACUGCUCUGGGUAACUUUCCAAGGGCUUGCUCCAUGGUCAUUGGCUUGGCAUAUGCAGUGAAUCUUGCCUAUCCCAAGGAGCUCAGGUACACGCUUGAAGUCUUCCAGAAACUCCUCCUUGAGCUGGAUUGUUCAAAGCUGUCCCCAAAAGUGAACAAGCUUAAGAAAAGGGACCCUCGCAGAAUGAAAGGGGACAAUUAAGUCACUGUCAAAACUGUCACACGGUUACCCACUCACUGUGAAGGAACUGCAAACUGUUACUGAAGGAGACCUUUGGACUUUCUGAUGAGUUCAGUCGUUAGUGUUCGGACUUGGAAUUUGAAGAUUACUUUACUCUUCAUAAAAGUGACCAAAUUAAACAUAAAGGCACCAUAAAGAUUGUUCACGCUGCCCUGAUUGUUCUUAACUUUCUUCCACUUGAUGAA